Molecule: messenger RNA, 964 nt
Organism: Neurospora tetraspora
Lineage: Eukaryota; Fungi; Ascomycota; Sordariomycetes; Sordariales; Sordariaceae
Exons: 3
Coding region: 176-772 (198 amino acids)
Source: RefSeq, a predicted model, not a curated record
UACCUAUCAUUCUGUUUCGUUAUCAACACAACAUGAGCAGCUUACAUUUGCAUAUGCAGCCUUGAGCCAGGAAGGAAAGGCCCUGGCAGCUCUGGGCCAGGCAGACCGUGAGGCCCUUCUUGAAGGCCUUCAGGCGGAGCGACAAGCCCUGGGGACUGAGAUUCUCGACGUUUCCAUGAUGGAGAAAGUGGGCAUGAAGUUCAAAGACAUUGCCGGUGUAGAGAUGAGUGAGGCCGAGGCCGUGCUGCUCAACUCCAAGAUUGAGCAAGCGGCGGCGGCGGUCGAGAAGGUGGGCUCGAUGGAGGCUAAAGCCCUCGCUUCUGCUGCCAAGAUUACGGUUUGGACCAAGGUGUUCAUCGCCAUCAAUGUCGUGGCCAUUGUUGGAUUGCUUGUUUGGGAUCAUUACAAGGAGAAGCAGAUCGCAGACGAGUUGCACGAGGCGAUCGCAAAGGUCGCCACUGCUCGCCUCUAUGCCCAAGUCGCAGAACGACAGGAAAUGGUACACACCGAUCAGAUGAGUUCGAUCAACAUGCUCUUGCAAGCGAUCCAGAAUGACAACAAGGCGGUCCAGGACUUCGUCAAGCAGAAUUUUGCGGACACGGUCACCAGGGCUUUGACUGCGAUCAGCGACGACAACACCUAUGAGAUGUUGGUUAAGGUGGAUGCGGACAGCCAGGCCGAUACGAGGGAGGAUCCGUGUCUCUGUGAGAUGAAGAAGAGAAAGCUCGAGGACGCUAAGAAGGCCUUGCCUUCGAGGCCGGUGAGUACCUAAGGUAACCAGCUGGUUGGCUCAUGUCAGAACUCCGGUACAGAUUGGACAAAGUCGGAUAAAGUAGGUAUUGAACAGGUAUAACAAACAGAACGAUACGGACAGUUAGUUGAGCAGCUCCCACAAUCAAAAGAUCAAAUGGAACACAUUGAUACACCCCCUCAUUUCCCUCAUUCCCCCCUCCCCCUUUCUCCC